UGGUGCUGACUAUCGCCAAAAAAACAAUCCUCUUGAACUGGAAAUUGAAACACUCCAUAACUAUCACACUCUGAAAAAACCUUCUCCUUGACUAUAUCUCACUAGACAAACUUUCCACCUCCUCUAACCAGAACUCAAAAUCUCAAGACUCAAUAUGGCAACUCUUCAUAAAUUCAAUAUACUCAUCAUAAUACUCCAUUGGUAAUUCACACUUUUGAUCUUCUCUGCUUAAAGAUGUUUUCCUCUUUUUUCUGUAUCUGCUUUCUUAACAUCAUAAUCAAAUUAACAUUAAUAAUCAAAUGUAUUAUUUAUUUUAUAAUUGUAAUCAAACCACACACAAACACCAAAAUCCUCACCCCACAUACACCCACUUUACCUCACUUAUGUAUAACUGUAGUAUGUCAUUAUUUUAUUUUGUUUUUCAUGUGUGUGUCUCUUAUUCACCAAUUUGUGUCAUGUCACUUCUUUCUUGUAAUGUUUUGCACUAAUAAAAAAAGGGGAAAAAAUAUAAUUCAGCCCCCAAUAAAAAGAAAAAAGUGAGUAUUCAGACUUCAAAAAAUAAAAUAAAUAAAUUGCCAUGACAAAAAAAGGGUAACCAGACACUGGAAAGAAAUGGAUCCUUAGUAAUUUUACCAUAUUGCUAAUCAAUUGUAAAUGUUAGCUAAUUAAACUAAAUUAGCAGACAGGCUAAAGGACGAUUUUUGGCCAAACUCUCCACUCUUUAUCCUACAAAAGACAGAGCAAGAGCAUUAAAAAUUAUUUUCACAUUCUUCUGGCGCCACCUAGGUCAAAUCUUCGGAAUCGCAUGACAGGAAAAUCAUUUAAUAGUUCUGUGCAGUAUUUGUGUGUUUCUACUUUGCAUUAAGUACAGGCUGCUGGGAAGGCUGGGUUAACAGUUUUGGAUUUCAGAGUGCUGUUGCUUUAACACUGGUGUUUAGGUUUGAAUUCAGGCUUAUAUAAUGUCUCUGGAUGUUUUGAGUAAAAUUAUAUGUGUAUUGAUUACUAAUGGUAGGCACAGUCCUGGAAAUUACAAGUAUUUUGUCUAUUAUUUUGUUACUAAAUCAACAAUUACUUCAAUGUGUCAGGUGAAAAGAUACUGUACUGAAAAACUCCUAAACAACUUCUAACUUUUUCAUUUUAAAAUCAUUACCUGUUUUUUAUAUACUAUGGUUGAGAAAUGUUUUGUAAAGUACUAUAGACAUAUGAAUCCUAGAAGGAAAACUUCCAAAUGCAAAGUUUUUUCAAAAUCCAAGUAUGUCCUUCUAAAUUUGGUGUCCAAAUGUUGGUCUCAUGUCGGUCUACAGUACUCUGUCACCACUCUCUGGGGGAUGUUGGGAAUGCAGUUUAGAACUAAAAGGUCUGUGUUUGUAGUCAAAAGUUCAAAAGUUCAAAAGUUGAUCUCCCAACAUUAUGAAAAAGCAUCUGUUCUUGAAACCAGAUUGAUACUUUAAUGUGCAUGUUAUUAUGAUAUAAUAAUUUAAAAAGGAUGUUGAACCUGAAUUUGACAGUUUAAAAUAAGUUUACAUUGUAAGCAGCAAAGCCAGAUUUAGCUUGAAUUAAGGGUUUAUUUCCACAGCUUUUUCCUCUACAAUAACGUAUCCCAUAUUACUUACUUUCUAUCACUUAAUUUGCCAGUGCAAACAAAACAAACGCUGACCUCAACUGGAGGUGAAGGGGUCUAGUAUUUCUACUAUGUAGCAAACAAAUAGUCUUUCAAACUUAGGUCUUAAAUGGAAAUGCUGACAGCCUUUGCGGUGCUGAUAUUUGUUGCUGUGACGGAUGACAGGCAGAGAAACCUUGCUUGUAUAAACAGGAGUUCGGAAAACAGCCUUCCCAUUGUUUUGCUUAUGCUCUUGGAUGUGAAUGCUGUUUCCCCCUUGAUAUUACAUACCAUUCCAUUUAGAGCAAUUGCUGUCCUGAUACGGCUCCAAAAGCAAGGCUGCACUCCCUACUGGGGAAAGAAAUAACUCGGAUGAUUACGUGGUAGUUAAAUAUAUUAGAAUGCGACUAAUACUAAAAUCUCUUGAUUAGAACUGUUGACACUUACACAAAGAGGCGUUUGGUUCCUGAUUGAUGAAUGGACUGUUUACUUUCCAAUAUCAUAACAUUGAACAAAGAGAAGAUGGUAACACUUAACUUGACCCCUAUCUCCAUAACAUAAAUAUAUGUAUAAUGCGUUAUAGCACUGUAUAACUAUAGUUAUAAACACUCAUAAAUUAUCGUAACACUUUAUAGCAAUAAUCAUAACACAUUAUAAAGCAUUUUAUCAUGACUUACAAGGUCAGGUAUUAUAAUGUGUUAUUACUGUUAACAAUUCGCUGACAAUGCCCAUAUAGAUAAUGCAUUAUACAUAUAUUUAUGUGUUAUAAUUCGCAUAUAAAAUUGUAUAACUAUCAUUAUAAACACUCAUUAAUUAUCGUAAGGCUUUAUAACAAUAAGCAUAACACGUUAUAAUACCUGACGUUGUAAGUCAUGAUAAAAUGCUUUAUAAUGUGUUAUGAUUAUUGCUAUAAAGCAUUAUGAUCAUUUAUGAGUGUUGUAUACUGUAUAGUUAUACAGUGCUAUAGCAUGAUUAUAACGCAUUAUAAAUAUAUUUACAAUUCAUUAUAGAGAUAAGCGUCAAGCAAAGUGUUACCAAGAUUAAUUAUAGUAUUUCAAGAGUUAAUAAAAGUCCUCUGAAGUGUCUAGACCCUUAAUAAUGUGCUCUUAAAUAUGUAGGACUCUUGGAGUGAUAACUAUUUGUAUCUUUUUUUUAUUAAGGUAUAACUGAUGAUACUGUGAAAUAGCGUUGAAGAUGGAACCAGAGGCUGAGGACCUAGACCACAAUGAUAACUCAGUCCCUUGGUCAGGCUCAGAUGGUUCUCAGGAACUCUGCGCAACAGAGUCCUUUGGAGACUCUUACUAUGAAGAUGAUGGCAGUGAUGCAGACUAUCAAUCGCACCCUUGCUCUACUCAUUCCCACAAGUUUGACAAUGAGUCCCCAGAACCCCUUCAACCACGCGACUGGGAAUCUGCAGGGGAACCACAGUCUCUGCAUGAACUUAGUGGGAGCGAGGAGGAGGUUUCAUACCAUGAAGACGAUGAUGUCUAUCACAGUGAAUCAAGAGAGUAUAUCGCAGAGUCUCCACAUGUCCAAACCUCACCAAAGUCACUGUCCCCACAACCACAGCGUCCUGACUCUGAGCAACGUGCUGGCCAGAUUUCACGACCACAUUCCCACUCAUCUUCCUCCUCCAUUGGCUGCGCUGCCAAUAUGACCCUGGCCUUGACCCUUGCUGCAGAUCAGCCCCUAGGAGCUGGCAAUAGGCAGCACUCAGGGACUGGGAACAGGAGGGUUGAAUCCUCAGAGGAAGGAGGGAGCAGUGAAGCACCUCCUGCUUCUGUCGUCUUUGGAAUUUCAGACGAGGGUGCUGAGCAGGCAGAGAAGUGGAACUCGGAGUCUGACAGAGAUCUGUGCAGACCGGACAGGCACAGGGCAAGGCACACACGUAAGUAUCUGACUUCUACCCUUAUUUCUAUAUUCAAGCGGAUAUUUGAAGCUUGUAUAGUACUGUUUAUCACAUAUUGAAUGUGUUUUAAAUUCCAUUAGUGCACGAUUUAUUGAAAGACAUAUCAUUUUGUUUGCUUUGAAUGCAGCAGCAGUACUAAAACAACUUUGGUAAUAACCUUAAAUGACAUUUAGUUAUAUAAAGCAUUCAAUGGAUAAAUGACUCCUGCAAAGCACCAUGUAUGUGGGUUAUUUUCAUGUAACAGGGUCUAUUUUAGGGGGACUUACAGGGAGAAUUCCCAUGGCUUUAUGUGUCAGAGCAGGAUAAGAAUAAAAUAUGACCAUAUGAUGAGGCUGACAGAAACAAAUUUGACAGACACCAGCAUGUGUCACCCUGGCCUGUUACCCGAUCCCUUUUCCAAUCGUAAGACUGACUGCAAUGGAAAGUGAGCUGAUAGCUUUACUUGCCCCAUGGACCCCCCAAAGUUAGCUGUAAGUAAAUAUGAUGCUUUUAUUAGUGUGCUUGCUUCAGCAGGGGCAACUUCAAAAUUUUGUAUUAGUGUGCUUUCAUAAAACAAUAAUGAUGGUUGGUUGAUCACCAAGAAAAAAGGUCAAAUAAUGCCAAAGUACGGUUUUAAACAACCUAGUAAAAUGUGGGGUUGAUGAAAAAAAUCAGUCCCUUUAUUAGUCGACUUUACAGAGCUUAGAACAGUUAAAUGUUUCUCGUAAUUGGACUAACUUCCUGAAAAAAUAUAAUACAAAGAAUGCAAACUUACUGAUUAACUGCACAUCUAUAUUACAAACUUUUCACCCCUCUGUCUCUCUUGUCUCUGUCUUUUUCCCUCUUAUUUUGUCUCAGGGCUCAGUCACAACGAGAGCCAGUCAGAAAGACAAGUCAAGGAGAACAAGUCCAAAUGUAAGCGUCUUGCUCUGCUACUAACUAAUGCACCCAACCCUCAAAAUAAAGGAGCCUUGCUGUUCAAAAAACGUCGCCAGAGGGUUGAGAAAUAUACACUUGUGAGUUACGGGACUGGUGAAAACAAGUUUGACGGUGACGACCAAAUAGAGGAAGAAACUGAAGACGUCAGAUCAGCUGAGUAUAACUUUGAAGCAACUAGCGAGUCUGAGUUUGAAGAGGAGUAUUCUGUUCAACAUCACCAGCAUAAUUUGAGUCUGAAUUGGGGAAGUCUGCGAGAAAUGGAAGCACUACCAGAGACAAAAGGGAAGGGUGCUUUGAUGUUUACCCAGCGCCGCAAACGGAUGGAUCAAAUGGUAUCAGAGCAAGAGGAACUAAGAAGCAAAGCAUUACCAGUGGGAAGAUCAACUGAACCUGAACCCAUCGAAGCACAGGAUAUUUAUGACCCCAAGGAGACAUAUAUGCAUACUGAUCCGGCCAGCUACAUGGAUGAAAAUUUCAAGCAGCAUGUAGGAUACCAAGACAAUAUUGAACAGAUGAACCACAUGUCCAAUAUGUCAAGACCUUUGGUGCCAAACAGAACUGCAAAGCCUUUCCACGGAUUUCAAGAUGGCACAACUGCUCCUGUCAUGCCUGGUGGCAUUGUCCCAGCGACAAAGAUGCAAGAAUCAAGAUUUAGAGUACCUGUGCCUAUAAAUACUAACCCACAUGUUUGGUCUCCAACUGGAGACAUCAUAGCAUCAAGAGAUGAGCGAAUAUCUGUGCCAGCAAUAAAAACUGGCAUUCUACCAGAACCAAAACGGAGAGGCCCCAAUAAACAGCCAGCUAAGCAGCAGCAAGGGUCAAGGUUUGAAAACAAAGGGGACAGGAAGUCUUAUAUUGAGCCAGAGGAAGACUUAUUUAGUCUAGGUGCUGAGGCUUGUAACUUUAUGCAACCUAGAACAGUAAAACUCAAGAAUCCCCCUCCAGUUGCUCCAAAACCUACCAUCAACCCAAACUGCCCGCCUUGGAUUAAAGGCAGUCCCACCUGUGAGCCCUAUAUUCCAUCAAGAAGUCCUGUUUUACAACCUGCUCACAGCCCCGUGGGGCCUCAUAGUCAGCAUUACUUACAGCAGCAAGACUGGGCUCAGCCUCAACAGAUGGCCAACCAUUGGGCACCAGAUCAUACUCAGGCAACACUUCAAACACCUGCCAGUGCCUGGGGUCCGGUCAACACUGCUUCUCAGCUUUAUCUACAGCCAACCACAAAUAGCCGGAGUCAACAGCAGCAACGAUCCCCUGUGAGUAUGCAGUCUCGCAGUCCCACUUAUAGCCCACAUCAAGCACCUUCACCCUUGAGGAAUAAGUCAAACAGUGUCCCACAAUCAGUUGCAUCCUGUCCACCACAAGCAGGGAUGACACACAGCCAUGAAUCAAAAGCAUCAAUGGCUUCUCCUAAGGGUCAAGUCCCAGACAGAGGAAUUAAUCAGGCUCACGAUGGUCCACCCAUGAAAGGUAAAGGUGCAGAGUUGUUUGCCAAAAGACAGUCCCGUAUGCAGAAGUUUGUUGUUGAUGCUGAAACAGUCCAAGCCAACAAGGCAAGAUCCACCUCCCCAACUUCAUCCCUCCCCAACUAUUGGAGGUAUUCUUCCAAUGUCCGUGCCCCACCUCCUAUAUCUUAUAAUCCCCUUCUUGCUCCUUUCUACCCUCCAUCAGCAGCCAAGCAGCCCACCUCCACAGGACCCACUACCAAACCAAAGACCAAAGAAAAACCUAAAGCACCCCCAAAGCACCUCAAUGCCUUAGAUAUUAUGAAGCAUCAGCCUUAUCAGUUGGACUCAUCACUCUUUAAGUAUGAUGCAGUAGCAGAAGCAGAAGCAGAAGCCAGAAGCCCUAGUCCUAGUCCCAAACCAACUCGACCAUCAAAGUUUGAGGCUAUCAAAAGCCGUAAAGAGAGAGCUGCCCGUUCUCAAUCUCCCCAAAAAGCCUCUGAACUUGCUGUUCAAAGCAAAGCAGAGGCCUCAAAGUCUCCUGUAUUGGUAAGUUCCCAAAGUUCUUCUGCCCGCAAAACCACAAGAUCAGCUGAGCCUCUUGCAACUGACGAGCUCUUGGAUGCAAAGCACACUGUCACAGCCCCUCAUAUAACCCGCGAGCAAUCACCAAGCGCCCGACCUGCAAGCGCAGCCUCUCAGCAGUCAUCUAUUAGUGACAGCAUAGCUGCUGCCUUCUCUCCUGCAUCUCUUAUUGCCAGAGGUGUGCGUCAAAUGGCACCUCGGCCAAAGUUUUCUGCUAAGAAACCAGCAGUGAUGGGCCCACAGUGGAAGCCUGUUGCUUUGCUUCAUUAGAACUAAUAAUGAAGAUGAUUAUAUGUUGGUGAUGAAAAAUAGGAUAUAAAACACUAUUACAUCUGUAACUUAGUGGCAACUUAAAUGUCUUACAUUCAACAGGUGAAAAUGCAUAGACUUUUGCACUGUCCAUCUAAGGACAUACUUAGCAACCAAUGCUAGGAGAGCAUAAAAAAUCAACCUAAGCUUGAAAUUUAACAUCCUGACUACAAAUCAAAGACUAAAUAAGAAAAUGUGAGACAAAGUAUUUUUGAGUGAUUCUCAGGAAGUGCUGUUUUAUGUGCAAUAAUGUGUGGAGAGGGCCUUGUCUAACAAAGGUCUCAAGUUUGAGAUGUCUUUCUUUGUAUAGUUCUUUAUUUUUUGUGACAAAUAGAUGCAUGACAUGCAUUUUUGUGUAUUUGUAGUCACAAUUGACCCUAAACUGUACACUCAACAGUAACUUUUUUCAUGAAUUAUCUAAAUUCUAAUUGGAACUUAAAUCUUACUCGGAUAAAGGCAUCUUGCUUUUUAAUCAUUGAUAAAUACAUAAUUUAUCUAAUCAUUAAGUGUGUCUGAGGAGAAACUGUCCAUGCACUUCUUUUUUGGAUGCAUACAAUUUGCAAUUCCUUCAGUCUCAUUCCAAACUUUUAUGAAAUACAACAGAUAAAAGCAUUAACUGUAGCUGUGAUCAUUACUCCUCAUUACUUUAAAUGUGUUUUAUGUAGAUAUACAGUAAACUUCUGCAGUUAUCACACAUGGCCAGUAGUUGAACCAUUAGUGAGGUCUUCAAAUAGUCUGUAUCCUCAUCCUGGAUGUAAAACAUGAACAAGUUACCUUUCAGAUUUAUAUCUGCAAUCACAGUAGGAGCUCAAUGAAAAUCAGAAACAUUUUUCUUGUUUGUCUCUUUGUCACUGUCUUUGAAACAUAUCACUGUUUAUUGCACUUCUUGAAUUUGUCACGAUCAUGCUAUUAAAUUUCUUUCUUUCUGCUUGUGUACUUUUCUGUCUGACUCCACUCUUUAUAAUUUCCUCCUUUACCUUUCUCACAGCUUCACACUCUGAUUUAAGUUUAUUUAUUCACCAUUGAUCAGCUGAAAUAACUUUUUUUUGCCUAUAAGGUGGAAUGAAGCUUUGCUGAAGGCUCUCACCCUCACAACUAUGACUUCACGAUUCACCAUCAUGGAAUGAUGUGUUCGGUUUGUUUCACGGCACUUUUAUCACUGUAGCUCUUCUAUCCAAAUGUAAAAAUGAUGGAACUAAAAUCUUGAACUUGAGAAAACUUUUACCCGGUGUUGCUGAUUAUCUGUAGGAGGGAAAUCCAUCCUAAAACCCAGAAAUAGCCUUGAUAUUCCAGCGAUUUCUUCACAGUAAACACUGUAUCAGCAGCACACAGUAUGCAGCACAACCAAACCAUGAGGUAUCUUUUUUCAGUACAUUAAAAUAACUACAUGAUUCUGUUAGCCCUAUUAACAAAUGAACAGAGUUAGCAAAGCUGCUCUUGAAAGGAGAGCGUAGUUGCAUACUGCUAAUUACUUAACAGUGGACGUAGUUAAAUUUCAGAAAAGCUAACUUUGAAAUUUAAGGGUAGGAAAGUUCAAAUUACUCAUAAUAAGACACUGUAACCAAAUGUUGUUUAUUCUGUGUUAGCAAAAAGCACCAUUUAACUAAGUUAAGGGUUAUAGUAGAAUAAACAAUCAGUGGUAAAUUAAGAAAAAGUGAACACUUUGUUUUUAUUGCCAAAAAGUUGUUGUUUCAUCAACAAAGUUGUUACUAAAUAAAUAAAUCAUGAAACCACUCUAACUUGUUUAACUACCAGCAAGAAAGAGCUAAAUAUAGUUUAUUUAUUAGAAAACAAGUAUUAUCUUUAGUUCUUAAGUACUUGUGAACAGGAUAACAGUGUUGGUAAACUCACUGCAGAGAGCAUUUAGGUCAAAUUUUUACAUAUAGUUCUAAUAACUGAGGUCCCGUAGAAGCAUACUGAAUCCACCCUGAUGAUUUCACUUCCAACUGGUUGGUUUUAAGUGUGUUUAUUAACAGCUGCUCCUAUAUGGUAGUUUCAUUGUUGCACCUGUGAGUCAGAAAAUAAAAAUUGUUAUCAUUCUUAUUUGUAUAGAAAGCACUGUGAUGCAUAAUUUUCAUUUUCUACAAACAUUUAAAGGGCUAAUAAAAGAUGUGAUAAAACAUUUUAGAAAGUGUUAUUUUGGGUGGAUUUCCUUCCUAACAGAUUAAAAGAAACAAAGCUCACAAAUACAGCUCCAGGCAAAAGUUUGGCAAUCUUUUAAAUGAGUUUUAAGUUGAUGCACUGUCACUGUGUCUAUAUAAGAAACAUGGACAACAGAAGGUAAGUCCUAAACUUUGUUGUUGAGUUUCAGUAAAUGUCACGGGACUUUAAAAACUAAAGAUAACCUUUCGCUCCUGUCUACAACUAAGAAUAUCAAAGAAUUUAAUUAUCUUAUGGAGGUUUUUGUCAUUCUUUAGAACCUCUUUUUCUCUAAAUAUGUGCAUUGGUGUUUUGCAUAACAUUAGAAGUUUGUUUCAAGAAAAAAAAAGGUCUAACUAGUAAGGAAAUUUUUCAAAAUUUUUUGUGUAAAAAAAUGGAAAAGAAGAAAAUGGAACUAAUUGAAAAAAAGAGAGAGUAGAGCAUCACCAGUGUCAGGGUCUUAGUGAAGCCAGAGGGUGGCAGCAAAGGCUGAUUAUGAUACCAAGUCAAUCUAUUGAUGCCUUUUUUUUUUCCAGGGAUUUGGAAGAAGCCGCUCCCUGAGCCUGCCCAGACAAACAAAUUUGUUGCAGCCUCCCAGGUUUCUGUCACCUGGGAACACACCUGGAGUCCAGCGCUCAUGUUCACCUAUCCAGAAGCAAACAUCCUUACAGGAAAAAGCCUACAAGCCACCAACACCAUGGGAGGCAGCAUCCAGGAGCCCGCUAGGCUCAGUAGAUGAGGCUUUUCUGUUUCACAGCCUCCCGUUGUCUUUUGCCUCUAAUGUCAAAGCUGCAGGGCAGCGCAGAUCUCUGCCUGAGCCUCCAGAUGAAUGGAAGCGCAGGGUGUCCCUUGAUCCUGCAGCUGGCAGUGAGGGUAAUUAUUACGCAGCCACAGGUUUUCAGGCCCCAGUCAUGAGCAGGACAUUUUCACCUGGGAAACCAGCCUUCUAUGGGCCUCCUUUCAGACCUGCCCAGCCUCUGAGGCUUGCCAGCAGGGCCAGUAUCGGAUACAUGGGGCAAUGAGCCAGCCCAACAGAGUACUCUCCUUAGCUUAGUGCAGAGCAGUACCAUAAAUCUGCAUAGUGUUAGGCCGAUGACAUGAGGUCACAUAUAAAUGUUAAAAAAGAAAUACACCAUUAUAUUAUUUAGGGUUUGGAGGGUUGUACACAUUUUGGGAGCUUGGAACAAGAAAAGGUCAUUGACGUGUUGGUGCAAAGUUAUCAAAAAGUCUGAGAUCGAUGAAUAUUUAAAACAGUUUAUCAUGUUUAUUCUGACUUUUGAUGGAAGUGAGGGGUUUCUUCUAAGAUACAAGUGGUCACCUGAUAAAACAGCUAUACAAAGCCACUGUGUUGAAAUGCAGCUAUAAUGUUACUCUACACCGAGCGUUGUUGGCAUACUAUGAGUUAUUUUGACUAUUUAUGUGGAAGUGUUUUACAUGAUGGACUGAUUCGGUGGAGAAACAGAACACCAGAAAAGUUUAGUAAGUGUUAUAGAAAGUGUUAUAAGGGCUAAACUGAAUGUGAAAGGAGUGAUUUUUUUAUAUACCGGUGUUAUAGUAAUGUGUUAGUAGUAAAACGUUUUUUAAAUUGUAUGUGUGAGUUUUGUAGCUUUGCUGUACUUUGCAAGUUCACCUUGGCUUUAAACCCACUUUUCCAGUUUGACUUUAUAUGAAUUCUAUCACAUUUCACCUUUACAUACAAUUAUUUUUGAAACAUAACUCAUCUUUUUUAACUCUAUUUUCUCUCACAACUGUUGAAAUAACUAGUGUGAGUGUAUUCAUGAGGAAAGCUGAAGAGGUAAACAACAGUAUUUCUAUAAUCACAACAAUGUUUUGAUUGCAAUGACAAUUUACACAUUAUAUUUUAAAAUUGAAUUUUGUUUUUUGCUGAUAAUACAUGAUAUUAAAUCUUGAAUGCACACUAUUAUGAAUAUCAAGCCUUGGACUGCACGCAUAAACAGGUCCUGUGUGUCAGGGUUUGAAUAAGACAACUUUUUCCAUGUUGUUUGAAACUGUGCAAAGUUUGGAGGUCUUUAAUGUUUGUUUUGUGAUUUUCUUUGGUAUAAUUGAUGUUUCUGCACCUUAAAAACACAAGAGGAAGAAUUAAAAGAUAUAAAAACA
Molecule: messenger RNA, 11023 nt
Organism: Xyrichtys novacula (pearly razorfish)
Lineage: Eukaryota; Metazoa; Chordata; Actinopteri; Labriformes; Labridae
Source: the annotation of a GenBank genome assembly